AUGAGUGAGUACCUCAUUUUCCCUCGUGAGGGGCUCGCGAGGCACCCCUCAUUUGAGGUGAGGAUAGGUAAUAUUAUAGUAGCAGUGAAUGAGUACGUAGCGAGGCGCGCGCAACAUUGCCGUUUGGUACAAAAUGAGAGAGGGAGUCGGACUGCCGGAGCACAUCAGAGGCCUAAUCCUAUUAGUAUUAUAAAUGUGAAAGUUUCUUUGUUUGGAUGUUUGUCCGUCAAUCACGCCGACACUACUGAACGGAUUUUGAUGAAAUUCGAGCGGUUCUGCGACGUGACUCUGUACUGCUCACCGAGCUUCGCGACCCAAGUCUCCGACAAAGACACGGUGGACCCAACACACAUUAGAGGAGUCUCAUUACGAGCGCACAGAUGUUAUAAUGAAAUGCAGCCAGAACCAACGGCUCAACGUGUCCUCCAAAGCACGGAGGAGUUAGAGAUAAUAAAUUUAGGUCACCCAUCCUAUGACCAUCCAUUGUGGAAAUAUAAGGUAUACAAUGAAGGAUUCACCACAUCCUUCCCCCGUUGGGAAGAUGGUUUCGAAUACCUAAGCUUGAGAAGUUUGAAUUACGUCAGGGUGGUCCUGGCGGCAUGUUCGGAGCUCCUGGGCGCGUUAUUGGGCGCUCACGAGGCGCAGGGCGAGCCGGUGCUGGUGAUAGACGGCGCGGAGCCCCGGCACCUGCGCGCCCUCCUCCACUACAUGUACACCGGCGAGAUGAACGUACAUCACUCACAGUUGGCGAGUCUACUGAAGACGGCGGAGGAAUUACGUAUAAAAGGUCUCACUGAUAUACGAUGGAAUAACAAGGACGAACCGCCCGACUGUGAUUCUGAUGUGGUGACAGCUGUCGCCACGCAUAUGAAGAGAACCGACUCAAAGACACCGGAGAAGCAUACGGAACAGAAGCAUGCGGAAUCGAAGCAUGCGGAACCGAGGCAAAUGUCCCCGAAGCACUCGCCGAAGCACAUUCUCCCCGAUCAAACGGACGCGGGAUGCGCGAGAGCGGAGAAUGAAGUUGUCGAAACUGAAGUCAAAGAGAAAUUCAAUGUUAACGGUGGCCCCCCACCUUUAAUAAAACUCCCCACCAAGGACAAGCCCAGCCCGGCCAAGAGGGACCGUUCAGAUUCUGACUCUCCAAGUCCAAAACGGCAACGUCUGCAAAGCGGCACCGAGCACACUGACGACGAGUCCGCAUCACAUUCCAUACCGGAGAAAGAUUCGGAAUGGCAACACGGCAAUCUAGAUAUAUCAGCGGAGCGCGUCGUGAACUGGGGCGGUACUGACAACUGGUCGAGAGACGCGUCGGACGACGAGUGGGCCGACGCGCCGGCCGAUAUCGGCUCCUUCCUACAUACGCGGCUACGGGUCGACGGCGACAACAGCGCGGACGAGGAAUCUAACGACAGCGCCGGUGGAGCGUUAUCUGUGGCAUCCGCCGCAGCUUCCUCAUCUGCGUCAAUAGACCGGGACCUCAGCAAGAUAGAUUUACCAUCAGUGAGCUCUAAACGAACAGUCGGAAUCCCGUACGAAAAAAAUCACAGUAAUGAAAUUAAUAUAGUGAUGUGUAUUUGUAUAGUGACGAUAGGUCCAAAAUCAGGUCCGGCAGAUCCACGUUUCUCUGAUGUGGUGAAGCUGAACGAUUACCUCCAGCAUGGGCGGCGGCCACAGUUCUGGGAGGAGCAUUACGUGAAGAGGGUCAUGGAAGCGGUUCGCAUGAAGGAAUUGGAAAUGAAGCAGGCUGCCGAAAUAUUGGGCGUCAGUUACGGCACUUUGUACGGACGCUACAGGGACGUGUUCGGAUGUAUCAAUCGACCGUACAGGGGUUCGGUCCUACCUUCCCAGAGGGAGGAGGCGGUGAAUCCUUCAUUGGAUACCACACGGCCGGCUAUGAGAACUGCCCGUGACUUCUGGCAAGCAAAAGGUCCGUCUGAAGUAUUAGAGAGAUUACAACGCGGCGAUAUAUCAGUUGAGGCCGCGUCGUUGGCCCUCGGCGUGGGAGUUAGCAAUCUAGCCGCGUACAUGGCGGCAGACUUCCAUACUGAGAAAGAUUUCGACCCAAUACCAAUAGAAGUGGAUCCAUCGUUAAAAGUGCGUCGUACAUACGGCUCCAAUGUCCCGGCGCAAACCAAACCCAUGAAGAAACCAUCGCCAGCCGUAGACAAGUCUGUGCCUAAGAAGAUAAUGAUAGGCAGUCUAACGGACGAGGACCCGAUACCGGCGACGGUAAUCGCUACGAGCGAAGCGAACACACUACCCGCAAACUCUACAAGUGGCAAAUGGCCGACUAUCCGUGUAGCAAGCCUGGAUACGUUACGAGCCGAACCAGCGUCCCCGUCCGCUCUGAUGCGGACCAGACCCGAUCUAACUAUAGUGGCGGCCAAACGGGACAAACGGGACGGAGACGCGUGA
This is a messenger RNA of Diatraea saccharalis (sugarcane borer), 2418 nucleotides long. The record is from the annotation of a GenBank genome assembly. Lineage: Eukaryota; Metazoa; Arthropoda; Insecta; Lepidoptera; Crambidae.